GUGUGGCACUAGACAAGGAUAUUUAAUACUGUAACAUAGUAACACAACGGGUAAAGUUGUGGAAGUAAGGGAAGGAAUUCGUACACAGAAAGGUAUUGAAUUAACGGGCUUGGUUGAAGCCUGAGAAAGGGCGGAGACGCGCUUCUUGAUGGCUGUCUAACUUUGAGCACUAUGAAACAGGAAAACUAGCAGACAUUAGGGAAAGUUAAAAAUAUAUAUAUAUUAAAAAACCUUAUUGCUAUUCGGUGCCUGUCUGUUGCUUCUCUACUGAAUAUGGCAGGGACACGUACAAGAAGAGUGGCUGGUUCGGAACAGUCCCGAACUGCGAGGGCAGCUGCUCUUGCUGAGGAGUUGCACCAUGAAUGCACUCUCUUAUUGGAACUUUAUAGAAAAAAGGAGACGUUCGCAGAGGAACUCACCGUCGGCGGGGAGCGCCUGGUGACCGUGCCGCCGCUCUCCUCCCAGCUCUCGCCGAAUGACAGGUUGUGGCGCCUCUACUCCGCCCUGCAACAGUGCCGGAACCUCCUGGAGCGUGCCAUUGGCCUGGAAGAGGGGGUGGGAAACGGCGGGGACAGGGCCGAAUACGAAAGCCAGAGGAAAACAGUGAGGGACCGGCUGGGGCACCUGCUAGCGAGCACACGGCUCCUCCUGGAGGACGGAGCUGGAACUGCAGCCUUCACUCCUGAUCCGAAGAAUACUGAGACAGCUAGUCCGGUGAACGACAGCCCGUUUGCGCUAAAGCUCUGGAUCUACCGCAUCUUCAGCGAGCUGGAGCACUGGACGCUCACCACCUCCAGGACCCUGAAGGCCCUGCACCCCGAUGGAGCCACCCCCAAGGAGAGCAGAACGAAGGGGAGGCCAAGAGGGAGGAGGACCCGGAGAUGAGAUAGUAGAGAUUGGAAAGAGUAGCCUGUGAGUGAGGAAUGAGAGAGCAGGGGAGAGAGAGGGAGAGAGAGAGGUAGCGAUGGAAAGAAUGGGAGAGAGAUAGAGAGGUAGCUUGAGAGGAUGAGGUAGGAGGGUCUGAUGUGGAAGAAGAAAGAGUGAAGGCAUGCAGGAGUCUGAAAGUCUGAGAGAGAGAUGGAAACAAGAGGAGAAGGAAAAGAGUGACAACAGCCAGUAUAAAGAUUCUGUGAAAAGAGGGAGAGGAGUAUAUGUUUAAGUUAAUAAAUAAAUAUAUACAGUGGUGACAAGGACAUAAGAGAAAGCAUGAGAAAGUAUAUUACUACAUACUGUACAACCAAUGUGUGACAUAACAGUGUUGAUUUUGAAGCAAUUUUGGUCAUUCAAGACAUACUUUCCUAACAAGGGCCCUGCGCUGUAGCUCCGCUUGCUGCUAACAGACAUAGGACACUGGGUGGCACGUAGCCUAGCGGUUAGAACGUUAGGCUAGUAACUAGCUAAAAUGUGUCAAUAACAAACAAAAAAAUCGCUGUAGUUCCACACGGUUUGAUGCAGUAAAAAUCAAAUAAAGUUAUUACAGAAGAAGUUCGCUGUUUACACCUGGUAUCAAGAUGUGUUCUCUGCCUGGUUUUACAGCCUACAGUCAAAGUAUUCAACCAUGGCCGUCCUUUGGCCUACUCCAGACAUACAAGGACCAGUAUUUCAGAACAUUUCAUUUAGUCUCCUCCCACUGGGCACACACUAGUUGAAUCAACGCUGUCUUCACGUCAUUUCAAUGAAAUUACGUUGAACCAACGUGGAAUUAGGCGUCGAACUGACGUCUGUGGCUGUUCUCUCUUCAUGCUAACUGAAAGGCAAUAUUCAUAUGUCAUGUGGUCAUUAAUAUAAGCAUGAUCUUGAUUGUUAAAUUUGGUGUGGUUAUUGUAAGAGAUUUGGUUUGGCAUUGCCUUACCAUUUCCAAUCUGAUUAGGGAAACAGAAUUUUGUACAACACAGGAUCAUUUUGAUAUGGAUUAAAUGUUCUGAUAAACUGGCCCCUUGAUCCCAAAACAAUCUCACAAAUGAGAUGUAAUGUUGGUGACAGCUACAGGAUCCACUUUGAUAAUGGAGUGUAGAUUUCCGGUUCAAGACGAUGGUUUGUGUGAUAUCAAUUUCCAGUCCUUGUGAGCCGGUACAAGGACCAGCAUUAGAUGGAAAUCACCACAAAUUGUUUCACAUUUAAGAUGCAUCCCAAUAGUCUUAAAUGGCUUCCUACCCAUUUAGAUACUACAAACAAUGGAACAUUGGUCAUUUUGGGGUUAUGACAAGGUAUGAGAUAGGGUAGGCUAUUUCAUUGGGUGUAGUUGCCCUUUAAAGCAGAUCUUGGGUCAGUUUAGCAUUUUUCCCCACUAAUGGUCAAGGUUAGGAAUGGGGAGCGGAAGUUGAUCCUAGAUCUGUACCCAGGGGAAACUUCGUCCCAGAACUUUUCAUUACUGGUGGAUGGUAAUCUCACAUAUUGUGCCUUGAAGUGAUGUGAUGAGUUUAGCUGUCCAAUACAGACUGUGCCCUGCCCUCUAGUGGUGAGUAGAGGAACCAAAACAAAACAUCCCAGCUGUGCAGCUCCUCCUACUGGAGAACCACUGAGAAUGCAGGCUUUUGCUCCAGCCCUGCUCUAACACCAGACUCUGCUAAUCUAGUUCUGAACCUGUUAAAGCUAGAAAAAAACGAUAUAUAUAUAUAUAUAUAUAUAGUACCAGUCAAACGUUUGGACACACCUAAUUAUUCAAGGGUUUUUAAUUAUUUUUACUAUUUUCUACAUUGUAGAAUAAUAGUGAAGACAUCAAAACUAUGAAACAACACACCAAAAAAGUUUCUUCAAAGUAGCCACCCUUUGCUUUGAUGACAGCUUUGCACACUCUUGGCAUUCUCUCAACCAGCUUCAUGAGGUAGUCACCUGGAAUGCGUAUCAAUUAACAGGUGUGCCUUGUUAAAAGUUCAUUUGUGGAAUUUCUUUCCUUCUUAAUGCUUUUGAGCCAAUCAGUUGUGUUGUGACAAGGUAGGGCUGGUAUACAGAAGAUAGCCCUAUUUGGUAAAAGACCAGGUCCAUAUUAUGGCAAGAACAGCUCAAAUAUGCUGUUCUUGUCUACCUUUGUAGACAGAGAUGCACUGUAGCAAAGUCUCCUCCAUUUUUACGCUGAGUUGAGUACACACGGUUGCUGGAGAAACUAGCCCUUUCCAUGACCUCUUGGUAUAGUGCCAGUUGCCCCUAACCACAGAUCUAGGAUCAGAUGACCUUAUCCCCAAUCCUAAGUUUAACCAGUAGGAGGAUGCAAACAGAUAUAACCCUGUAUCCUUUGGUUAGGCACAUUGAUGAGAUUGAGAGACAGUCGUUUUAAAAAAAUGUAUUGAACCUUUAUUUAACCAGGCUCAUUGAGAUUUGAAAUCUCUUUUUCAAGAGUGUCCUGGCCAAGAUAGGCAGCACCAAGUCAUUACACAAUUACAGACAGACAACAUGAAAAACUACAGGUAAUCUAGUAAAACAACAUAGAAUUCACAAGAGUAUAACGAAAUUAUAAAACAGCGAAUUAAAAAUAUUGACAGGUCAGGGAAUCCGCCUCAAAAUCCUUCAUCAAUGAUUUACAAACACCAAUUGGGACAAGUUCUUCCAGUUUGAAAGUAUUUUUGUAAGGCGUUCCAUGCUAAUGGUGCAGAGUACAUAAAAGCCCUUUUUCCAAAUUCAGUUCAGAAAUUUGGAACAGUUAGCAGGAUAAAGUCCAGCGAACGAAGAGAGUACCCACCACAUUUCUGAACAAUAAAAAAGCACAAAUAAAAUGUUAGUAAACCAAAAAGACUUUGUAAAUUAAAGUUUACCAGUGACUGAGCCUACGAGUGACUAGAGAAGGCCAGCCAACCCUGGUAUAUAAAGUAGUUAGACAUAGGACAGAUGGAUACUUUGUUAACACACUCCAAACUAAUGUACUAACAUUUCCUGUUGCUGAUUUUCUUUUGUUGUGUUUCAUAUUAACUCUGGUGUGGUGUGGGAAGAUAUAGAAACCAUAUUUUUUAUUAAUGUAUGACUUUGAGAUAUGCAGAAAGGAUGAAAUAAAUGUCUGUGGAUUAUA
Molecule: messenger RNA, 4000 nt
Organism: Oncorhynchus nerka (sockeye salmon)
Lineage: Eukaryota; Metazoa; Chordata; Actinopteri; Salmoniformes; Salmonidae
Exons: 3
Coding region: 274-885 (203 amino acids)
Biological process (GO): negative regulation of neuron apoptotic process; ciliary neurotrophic factor-mediated signaling pathway
Molecular function (GO): ciliary neurotrophic factor receptor binding
Source: RefSeq, a predicted model, not a curated record